GCCAAUCGUCAGCUCGAGUCCGCAAGACUCCGCCAAGCCUGGAAGUGGGAGGGAGGACUUUGGGAAGCAAAACAUGGCGAAAUAACAAGUUUGGCUGCUCGCUGCAGUUGUAAGAACUGCACCGCCCCCCGCAGCGUUGGACCAGAAACACUGUUUUAUUUCAAAUUACGGACGCCGGGUGAGGGAAAGCGACGCUUAACUUGAGGGAGUCGAGGGCCCCGGCUGACGAGUGUGUUACGGUGGCUGGUGAGAACGCUGCCCGCCUGCCUGCGUGUGUUUCGCCCCGGAAGGUUGGCAGUGCUGGGUGCGACUGACUUGACAACACGAGAAAACGGAUGAAGGAGGAAAGUUUCUCGUGGGGGGAGACAGUUUAGUCUGGUUAGCUUAGCCGCGUUAGCUGGCCGCUUGGCGCUCGGCCGAUCGUGCGCACCUGACUCGGUGGUUCCCGUGCGCUCGAAUUUGAGGAAUAUUUAAGUCGCGGUAACAAGUUUGACAACUGCAGCCUCGACGAAUCGCGUUUCGAACGAGGCCAAAACAAUCGAUUUCCGGGACCUGUUCCAUAUUCACACAGUGGGAGGACAUUUUCCCGGGCUGAUAAGGAAAGCCUGACAGUUCUGGUGCGGACGGACCCGGACGCCAUCACAUCAGACGUUGCGUUCUCCUAAAAAAAAAAAAAAACAACCACUGCGUUGCCUCGCCGUAAAUCUGAUUCAUCCCAGCAGCCUAACAGGGAACCUCUCAGAGGAACACCAUCCGUCUCCGAUAGGUUGUUUUAUUCAGAUUUUCCGCGACAUUGACGUUUUCUUCAGUGGCUGUGAUGUUGUGCAGCAGCGGAGACUCGGCGCCUCAUCAAAAUGAACGCAGCAAGGUGUUCAACAACAACAGCGGAGGUGCAUUGCUUUGAAAAGCUGCCAGUGGCCGGAGCGGUGCCGAUGCUAGCCGUGACGAUUACUCUCUGUGGAAAUCUCUCCCGUGGAAGUUGAACGUGUUUUGAGCCGAUAUCACCGCCCGGGCUUUCACCACAGCGACUGCGGAGAACAGCAGAGCUCCGCAGCCGGAGUUUGACGUUAGCUGGCCCGCUGGGUGCGACUGUGGCGCCUUCUAUCUGCGAUGUGGUUGCUAAUCUGAGAGCCACCCGCGUUGUUUGCUUUAUAUAUAUAUAUUAUUUUCUCUCGCAGGAAAAGCCCUGUCUGGCUUGUCCAAACACCCAGUCUCGAUUUUUCCGCUCCACUUCUUGUCAAAUAAGUGGCUAACUUGUUAGCAAACAUAACAAGUUUCCAGCUAUGUCUGAAAACGCCCCCACACGAAGCCUGGAUGACAUCGACCUCGCAGCUCUGAGGGAUCCAGCAGGGAUCUUUGAGCUGGUCGAGGUUGUCGGCAAUGGAACAUAUGGGCAGGUGUAUAAGGGCCGUCAUGUGAAGACAGGCCAGCUGGCUGCCAUCAAGGUGAUGGAUGUUACUGAGGAGGAAGAAGAGGAAAUCAAAGCAGAAAUCAACAUGCUGAAGAAAUACAGCCACCACCGCAACAUAGCCACGUACUACGGUGCCUUCGUGAAGAAGAGUCCACCAGGACACGAUGACCAACUAUGGCUGGUGAUGGAGUUCUGUGGGGCGGGAUCGGUAACUGACCUGGUUAAAAACACAAAGGGUAGCUCUCUGAAGGAGGACUGGAUUGCUUACAUCUGCAGAGAGAUCCUAAGGGGCCUUUCUCACCUCCACGCCCAUAAAGUCAUCCACAGAGACAUCAAGGGCCAGAAUGUGUUGCUGACUGAGAACGCAGAGGUCAAACUUGUUGAUUUUGGGGUGAGUGCUCAGUUGGACAGGACCGUCGGGCGUAGGAACACCUUCAUUGGGACACCUUACUGGAUGGCACCAGAGGUCAUUGCCUGUGAUGAGAAUCCUGACUCCACCUACGAUUACAGGAGUGAUAUCUGGUCCUUGGGGAUCACAGCUAUUGAGAUGGCAGAGGGAGCUCCUCCCCUGUGUGACAUGCACCCGAUGAGAGCCCUCUUCCUGAUUCCUAGGAAUCCCCCGCCAAAACUUAAAUCCAAAAAAUGGUCCAAGAAAUUCAUUGACUUUAUCGAGGGCUGUCUUGUGAAGACGUAUACCAGUCGACCAUCCACAGAACAGCUGCUCAAGCACUCCUUCAUCAGGGACCAGCCCACUGAGCGCCAGGUUCGAAUUCAGCUCAAAGACCACAUUGACCGCACGCGCAAGAAAAGGGGGGAGAAAGAAGAGACAGAGUAUGAGUAUAGUGGUAGUGAUGAAGAGGAUGAAAACCGUGGAGAAGACCGCGAGUCAAGUUCAAUCCUCAAUGUACCUGGUGAGUCCACCCUGAGGCGGGACUUCCAGCGUUUGCAGCAGGAGAACAAAGAGCGCUCGGAGGCUCACAAGAGGCAGCAGGCCCAACUGGCUGCUCAGCGCCGGGACCCCGAGGAACACAAGAGGCAACUGUUGCAUGACAGACAAAAACGCAUUGAGGAGCAGAAGGAACAGCGCCGCAGACUUGAAGAGCAACAGAGAAAAGAGCGAGAGAUGGUGAGGCAGCAAGAUAAAGGUCCCCACCGGAGACUCGACGAUAUGAGACGGGAGGAAGACAGAAGGUUGGCUGAGAGGGAGCAGGAGUUCAUCAGACAUAAAUUAGAAGAAGAGCAACGACAGUUAGAAAUCCUUCAGCAGCAGUUGCUUCAGGAGCAGGCACUGCUUAUGGAGUAUAAGCGUAAGCAGCUGGAGGAGCAGCGUCAGUCAGAGCGUCUCCAGAGGCAGCUGCAGCAGGAGCAUGCCUACCUGGUGUCGCUGCAACAACAGCAGCAAGAAAAGAAGCCCCAGCUCUACCACUACAACAAAAACCUUGAGUCCAACAACAAACCCACUUGGGCUCGUGAGGUGGAGGAGAGAAGUAAACUCAACAGACAGGGCUCUCCAAAAAUCUGCACCACUGUCUCUGACACUGCCAUCCAGUCGCGCUCUGACUCUAUCAGCCAGUCAGGAGUGGUCCAGUCUGCUCAGACUCCACCGAUGCAGAGGCCCGUUGAACCCCAAGGAGGACAGGGCAAGUUCCAGAUGGCUCACUUGGUUCCUCUGAAGCCUUAUGCUGCCCCUGUUCCUCGCUCCCAGUCCCUCUGCGACCAACCUACUAAGACAAUGUCCGCCUUCCCCACCCAGGAUCCCUCACUCACCCCCAGCCCCCGCCCCAUCCACUCUAGAGAGUUGGUGCGUCAAAACUCUGACCCCACUUCUGAAACCCCGGUACCACAGGCACACCAAAUCAGAGAGGAUCGUGGGCCCUGGAUCCGCCUGCCAGAUGUGGAACUCCCGCCUAAGGUUCCCCAAAGGACAGCGUCUAUUGCCACAGCUCUCAACACCAACCUCACCUCUGGCAUAAGGCAUCCAGUAAGAGCCAGCAAUCCAGAUCUCAGCCGCAAUGAUCGCUGGGAGAGAGGAGACAGUAUGAGCAUCAUAUCCAAUCUGCCCCAGACUGGCUCUCUUGAGAGGCAUCGCAUUCUCAGUUCCUCCAAAAUGGAAUCGCCCAUUCUCUCGCACGAUAGCCGCCAUAAGCCAGGGGAGUCCCGCACCUCCUCCCGCCCCGGGCGUCCUGCUAGCUACAAGAGAGCUAUAGGGGAGGACCAUGGUCUCUUUGCCAAGGAGCGAGCUGAGGAGCAGCCAAGGCCACCAGUCAAGGCCAACGACUACUCCUCGUCUUCUGAGAGCAGCGAGAGCAGUGAGGAGAGUGAGAGUGGCGAGGGACCAGAGGAGGAAGAAAGCCCCACAGAUCGUCACAGGGAUGCAGACACCGAUUCAGUCAACACAAUGGUGGUUCAUGAAAUCGAAGGCGAGGUGGGAGAUGGAGAGCAAGCUGGUGGCUAUGGGGAUCAGACCAUGCUGGUGCAGAGGACCCCAGAGAAACGGAGCCAUAAUGGAUACACUAACUUGCCUGAUGUGGUGCAGCCCUCCCACUCCCCCACUGAGACAGCCACUCAAUCUUCCCCUGGGAAAGACUCUGUUUAUGAUUAUCAGUCCAGAGGUUUAGUUAAAGCAUCUGGCAAGUCCUCCUUCACCACCUUUGUGGAUCUGGGCAUGUACCAUUCACCAGGAGGAGCAGGGGAUAACAUGUCUAUCACCGGCUCCAGGUUUGAGCAGCUGAAGAUGGAGGUGAGAAAAGGAUCCAUGGUGAAUGUCAAUCCGACCAACACACGUCCCCCCAAUGACACACCUGAGAUCCGCAAGUACAAGAAGAGAUUCAACGCUGAGAUCCUGUGUGCCGCACUUUGGGGUGUGAACCUAUUGGUGGGCACAGAGAAUGGUUUGAAGCUGCUGGACCGUAGCGGUCAGGGCAAGGUUUACCCCCUCAUCAACUCCCGCAGGUUCCAGCAGAUGGACGUCCUGGAGGGCCUCAACCUGCUCAUCACUAUAUCAGGCAAGAAAAACAAGGUGCGUGUCUAUUACCUGGCCUGGCUGAGGAAUAAGAUCCUCCACAAUGACCCCGAGGUGGAGAAAAAGCAAGGCUGGACUACUGUGGGCGAGAUGGAGGGAUGCGUGCACUACAAAGUGGUGAAAUACGAGAGGAUAAAGUUCCUGGUGAUCGCUCUGAAGAAUGCGGUGGAAGUGUAUGCUUGGGCGCCCAAACCUUAUCACAAAUUCAUGGCCUUCAAGUCUUUCGCAGACCUCCCACACAGGCCUGUCCUGGUUGACCUAACAGUGGAGGAGGGUCAAAGGUUGAAGGUCAUUUAUGGCUCUUGUGCUGGUUUCCAUGCCAUUGACGUGGACUCUGGAAACAACUAUGAUAUUUACAUCCCUGUGCAUAUUCAGAGCCACGUGUUACCACACGCAAUUGUGUUCCUGCCCAGCUCAGAUGGCAUGGAGAUGCUGCUAUGCUAUGAGGACGAAGGCGUCUAUGUCAACACCUACGGACGCAUAAUCAAGGACGUGGUCCUGCAAUGGGGCGAGAUGCCCACAUCUGUUGCUCAUAUCUGCUCCAAUCAGAUCAUGGGCUGGGGAGAAAAGGCCAUAGAGAUCCGCUCAGUGGAGACUGGACACCUGGAUGGUGUGUUCAUGCACAAAAGAGCUCAGAGGCUGAAGUUCCUUUGUGAGAGAAAUGACAAGGUAUUUUUUGCAUCGGUGCGAUCAGGAGGCAGCAGCCAGGUGUACUUCAUGACAUUGAACAGGAACUGCAUCAUGAACUGGUGAAGGAUGUUCCGCUCUGGUCAGUGCGAGGAACCGCUCGGGGUUCGAAGAACGAAGAGCAUCCGAAAUUUCUCGAAAACGCAUGCACACAAUUGUGAACACAUCUCUCGCUUUCUCUCCAGCUCGCUAUCGCCCAUGCAGUCUUGCUCCAAAGACACACAUAGACAAACACACACACACAAACACAAAUAAUAUCUAAAUUCAUUCCAGCCUACACUAUUUAAGAUACAGUUUCUAUUGAGGCCCCCUGAUAACAUUCUCUGCGGAAUCAUCAUGAAAAGUCACUGAUGAGCUGCAGAUGUUAACACCACCUAUUGAUUUGUACUGUAAAUACUCCCGUCUUGAUCUGUUUUAUUUGGUGGACCUGUGUUCAGUCGUAUCUAUUUAGUUCCAUAUCGUGAAGUAUGUUUAAAAACACAUUCCUUGAUGGAUCUACCGUACAUUUUUAAGAAGGCAUUAUUUUCCAAUACUGAAUGUUGAAAUGAAGCUGUAAAUAGAUAGCACCUGACACUUAGAUCUGAAUCAUUUGCAGGCCUCUAUUGCUCAAAUAAUAAAAUGGUGGAGCUUCCCUUUGCAGUGGCCUAUGGAUCCCCCUGUUGUUUUGGGGGGUUUACAACUUCAGGAAGGCCUAAAGGAAGGAUUUAGUACAAAAAAUAUAACGAAGGCACAUAAAAGUCAGGAUGAAGUAGCUCUUUCUAUCAUAGACGGUAUCCUGAAGUCCUGCUCCUUAGAUUUUUGUUUGGCCCGAAUGGCAAAUUAUGUUGCAGUUUUUAAUCACGGCUUGAAUGCCUCAAGAGAAAAUUAAAUUUCUCUUUAAAAACAAAUAAAUAAUAAUAAAAAAAAAACAAUCAAGUCUCAAAAAUGCUCUCGUCAGAAUUUGUGCUGCAGAACCUCCCACUUUGCCUUUACUUCAUUGGUUUAGAUGAAACCAUUCAUUAUUUGACUCAUCUGGCUUGUAUCUAAACCUUUUUUCUUUUUGUAGAUUUACAAAUUACAAAAAAUUUGAUAUUUAUAUGUAGUGGUAAUGUAUUGGUAUUAGCCUACUGGUAUUCUUAAUUUUACUGUAAUUAUAUUGCCAUUAUAUUGCAAUAUAUUCUAUUCUUGUGGAGUCUUUGUUUGAGGAGGAGAGUUUGUGUGUUCUGGCUUGUGUCGUUCUGCGAGUAUGAUGACAACUUUUGGGACGCUAGCCGCAAAAGGAAGAAGUUGGAGAAACAUGGAAGUAGAGGGCCACUGAGAUUAUAGUGAUGAAGGGAGGUUGUUUUCAGGGUCCUGUCGCCCUCUUACCACACUGAUCCACUCUACUGUAUUAUAUUUCAGUUUUUUCGCUAGUGUGGGUUUUUUUUUGUGUGAGAAGUGUCCCGCGGAUGAUGGUGGAACAGCUCAUAGUGCGAAACAGUUCUUAUUUGUGGUUGGCCAGUGGAAAGAUUUAAUGUUAAGAUCUACACCAUCACAGAGGAUUCCAUCUCAUCAGGUGCUUUGGCUGGAACACAUGAAACUUAAUAUUUUUCAUAAUUAUAGAUUCUGCCAAAGUUCACAGCAUAUUCAGAAACGGAAGGUAUGAACCAAGACAAACAGCCAGAGAGUUUGAAUUGGCAUCUAGAUAGAAGAGUCUUUUCCUAAAGAUCACUAAACAUUGUUUACCUUUUUAAUGUAUAGAUCCAAAGAGGCAGCUGGCUUUCCACAAAUAUUAUGGUAUGUUUUAUUAGCUGCUUGUAAUUUCUUAUAGAUCUUUACUCUGAGUUUGUUGGUAGUGCAUAGGGUGCCCCUCCAUGUUUAGGGGAGUUAACUCUGCUUUGUUUAGGCAGCUGCAUGAGGGAGGUACCAUGUUCUCAUACACCGGGUAGAAGUAUGCGGCAGCCGUAUCAGGAAGAAGCCUGGUGGAAUUCUGUUGGCAGGGGGUAGGUCAACCCUUUUUUGUUCAGGGAUUUGUGCUACCACAGCAAUUUGGUAUGAGCACAUGGACAUCUGCCUAAUUUGAGGGUUAUUUUGUUUCUAUCUUCAUUCUAGAGCACAGUUUGAGAGCUAGCCUUAUUGAUUCUAAUGCUCAAAACCCAGCACUCACACUCAAAUCGCCCCUUCUUAAAUUUGCUCUGCUUGUGCUCGAACCGUGCACAUCACUCUAAUUGUGUUGCUCGGACAGAUUUCCUGAACUCUAGACUUUUUGUGCGACAAAUCCGUCAAAAUUCCCCAUCCAAACGAAUAGCAGGUGUAUAGUUGACAAAUAACAAUCAUCCCUUCCUCGUUUUGGGUGUUUUAGCUUUACUUCUUUGAGAGUCCAGUACUGGUGGUUACUUUAACCGGGCUCAUAGACUCCCAUCCUCCUCGGCCUUAUUAUUAAUCAGCUUCCUAUCUGUUUGCUUGACAGGAAACGACACCUUCAAUUAUCAAGACUAAACCUGGCAUUUUAUUGGUUUGAUUUUGACAGACUUCCAAGCCCAGAAGAAAAAUGCUGAAUGCAGGAAAAAUGUCCAAGCCACAAAAUAUCUGAGUUAAGCUCACAAUCUGAGCACAAAUGGGGACUAUUUGAGUACGAGUGCAGGAUUUUGAUUAUAAGCAUAAAAAAAUCUGAACAUCAAAUUAUUUAGACCACAUUCUUGAAUAAAGACAGGGAAAAAAAGAACAUCUGAUUCGUUGAUGUUACACAAAUGCGACUGUUUCGUGAAGAUGCCAGUACGAGAAGUUUAUGGAUGUUACGAAAUGAAUCUUAGAUAGUGAUAAGAGUCUUCUAAAAGUCACACUUUAAGCUAAGAAGAUGUAUAUUUUAUGUUGUUGAAAAGAAAACUAUUCAGAACGGUUUCAGGGCAAAGGGCGUCUAAUCAGAUUAUAUAAAUAGAUGGUUCAUUUUAUGGGGAGAUUAUAACCCAAAUCAAAGCAUAGAAAGCACUUUCACAUCAGUAAACCUACAUUUACAAAUAUAUCUGGAGCAGAUACUUUGAUGCGCAGGUCAAAGCCAUUGAGAUAGAGUAUAUCACUGUAUCAAAGUUGUUUUCCCCUUUAGCAAAUACGUUUUUAUUUUUCAACAUGUUAAGUGCCAUGACCUACAUCUCAAACUUCUAUGACAACUUAGACAGACCUCUGGCACACUUUCUUUUUUUUUGGUUUAAUCAUUAUUUAAUUGUUCAGUCUGCCAUGUUUACAGUUUAAGCAGUGCCUUGGAGUGGGGAAGGCGAGAUGUUUUUAGGAUGGGUUUCGUGAGCCACAUCCCACCCACCUACACUUGUCUCUUACCUGAAAUCACGUGAAGAAGAGGCACAGCCAUUUUUGCUCUCUCAUUAACGACAAACAUCCUGUGCCAGUUAAGUGCACUUACGUGAAAUCAGAAGAGAUCUGUUUUGACACUAAAAUGAAACGAUCAGUGACAAAGAAGUUAACAAGUGUCCGGUUUAUCCAGUGCAACAUGCAGAGGAUCGACCCGCCGUGGGAGCCAGUAUAGAGAAAAGCCAUAUGUGUGAAUCGUGUUUUGUAGAAGACGACUUAGUACUUGUGCACAGAUGAAAGGAAACUGUGUGCGAUGUCUGCUCAGAAAGCGUCGGUUCUCGCAGCAAGGAUGAGGUCUGCGCUUCUUACUUUAAUGAUGUUAAUUGUUCAAUCUUGUAGUGGGGAAAGUAGCUUGAUUCUAAUAAGUCUAUUUUAUAAAAUGUGUAAAUUAGUCUAUAUUGAGAAAUAAAAGUGAAUGUACAUCUAUAAGACAGAUUUGUAUUUAUGUAGAAAUGUGUACCGCUCUAGUAAUCAAAGCACAAUGUAUUUAAGGUAGAGAGAUCAAUAAGAGAGAUGGCGGGUCACUCAGCGGCCGUUAGAGUGAAGCGAGUCGCCUGCUGAGACAGAUGCGUGUCUAUGGACAGACUUGGAGUUAGCAGAGUUAUUCAGACAGAUUCUGGUGAUCAGAAGAGUCUGUGGUGACUCAUAGAUUUGUGAUGGACUUUUGGUGAAAAUCGCCUGUGUGAGGUUGACGGGCUGUUAAUAUGUUCAGGGGGUCAUCAGUGGUGACAUCAAUGAGAGGGCAACGGCUUUGUUAUGAGCUUGUUAGCUUUUGGCUUCUGGAUUUUAUCCAUAAAGUAAGUGGCAAAUGUAUCAGUCAAUCACUAUUACAGACAAAGACACUGGUCGGUUUUUUGUUUCUUUGACGUUUUUUUUCCACAAUGACAUUCAGUUGAAGUGUUGCCCCAAAAAAAUGUAAACAUAUAUAGCUUUAAUAUUAAUUCCAAUAAAAUGCACAGACAUUGAUUUAUUUGUAAGCGUUGACUCCUCUUGAUCGCUUUCAUUAAUCACUAGUCACAGACCUCUCCCUUAACACAUACUUUUUCCCACCGAAUAUUCAUAAUAUUUCUACCUUGGCUGUGGUCCACAUGCUCAGUGUGGGUCAUUAAACUUUAUUUGCAUCUAAAAACGAUGAAUAAAAUAGCUAAAGUUCAAAGAUUUAAGCUGCUAAAUACUUUAUUGCUCAAUAUAAAUCGAACAAGAAUAUACACUACAUUUAAAAGAAGGAAUUCAUUUGAAAACCAUUGCACCUUAUUGUAUUUGUUGAGUGUUUUUCUGGAUAGCAAUUGAAGCGAAUUGUUGGACUCAAGAAAAACAUGACAGGCAGGUUGGCAUCUUUUGAUUUUUCACCAAUAAAAACAAUCAUCUCAAAUCGGAAACUAAUGCCUCGAAGAUUUUAGUCAGAGAUGUAACAGCAUGUGAUUCGUUUGACUUAAGAAGGCGCUUCUAAAUAUUACGCUAAGACUAGAUCUGAUUGUCUGAUUCUCUAGAAGCACCUUAAGGUGUGAAAUGUGCUUUUUUUUUAUUUUGUGCCAAGAGCCAUUAAAAGAAGAAGAUUUGCAGCAGAGUUUUUACGAAAGUAGGAGGCACCACCCAGUUGGAGGUGGAGCACUGAAGGUGUAGAUGACAUUUCUCUUUUCUAAGCAAUACAAGCAUUUGAACAAAUCAAAACCAGGACAGUGCAUCUCAGUGUGACACGCAGGAGGCGACCCUCCGGUGGCAGACUGACUGUCGGCUGGUUUUUGUCUCGCUUGUUACAGAAAUAAUCUGUUCUUUACUUUUGUUUGUAAUCGCAAAGAAACGACUGCUUCUCUCCUGACUGUCGAGCUGUUGGGAUGCUUGCUCUUGUUCUGCUGUUGUGAAAUCCCAGAAACUGCCUUCAUGAACUUAACGCAUCAAUAAAUGGACGAUCACUAAUAUUCGUAAUGAGGCAUAGCUUGUAUUUCUUAUCCAUAACGUAUGAGUGGAUAAGCAGCUGUAGCUGGGAGUGAGGCAGAUCGAACUCGUAAUUGUCGUGGAUCUUAGGACAGAAUUACAAUAUCUAUUCUUCUUUUUUCAAUACUUUUUCUUUUUUUUUUUAAAGACCGUAAACAUCUUUGCAAUGUUUUAGUGUGUGUGCGCGCGUCUGUGUUACUUGUGAGAGGUUAACUCCCGAUUGUAUUUCAUAGACUGAUAAUCUUCAAACUUUCAAAAGGAAUGAAUUCAUGUCUUAAUACAGAAUUGUUUGAAAAAUAAAUUACAUUGAUCUCA
Platichthys flesus (European flounder) is the source of this 10691-nucleotide messenger RNA. RefSeq names its product misshapen-like kinase 1 (gene mink1). The coding region runs from base 1284 to 5186 and encodes 1300 amino acids. Lineage: Eukaryota; Metazoa; Chordata; Actinopteri; Pleuronectiformes; Pleuronectidae. Gene Ontology annotation, biological process: protein phosphorylation. The transcript has 32 exons. Gene Ontology annotation, molecular function: protein kinase activity; ATP binding. The record is from RefSeq and is a predicted model, not a curated record.